Molecule: messenger RNA, 2559 nt
Organism: Physcomitrium patens
Lineage: Eukaryota; Viridiplantae; Streptophyta; Bryopsida; Funariales; Funariaceae
Product: polyphenol oxidase, chloroplastic
Molecular function (GO): catechol oxidase activity
Source: RefSeq, a predicted model, not a curated record
AGGAAAGAUCUAAAGAUUGAGCUCUUUUAAGGUCCAAAAGAGAACAAGUGACGAAAAAAUAUUAUGCUUAGUGCCACUCGAUCUACUGUUUGACACUGACAAACUCACGAGCGACGUUCGUGAAGACAUCGACGUUCAAGCUAAUCAGCACUUCGGCUCCGCGAGGCACCUCUUCAAUCAUUGGCCACAACUAAGCAAUCUCUAACGUCGCCAGAAUCGGAACGUUUACGUAUUCGUAGGGACAGCUAUUUGAUGACUGGAUGCAAGGAUUCCUAUAAAAUGAUGGUCUGAUCCCUCCAGGGUCAAACCUGCAUGUUCGACUUCCGCAACACAACAUUGCCUCAGAAUUCUAUUGAUCACCAUGGGGCAGAGACAGAGACUGCGAGUCUAGUUCUAUUUUAGUGAGUCUGUGUGUGUGUACAUAAGUGUGGGUGAUCAAUUUUCUUCCAACUGUGAUUCGUCUUGUAAGGUGAUCGAUCAAGGCACAACACAGACUGUUUCUCCCUGCGUGCUGCAUACGUAUUGUUGUAAUGCCAUUGGUAUGGUCAAGUACAACCGGAGCAAGCUUUUGAAAGAUGGGGAAUUUUCUGGAAGAUGGCAGUCGAAAGGAUCUUACAGGUUUCAAGAUGAGAGCCGCCGUUCUGAUUCUGUCUCAGAUUUUGGGGGAUUUCACAAGUGGAGUACCCAUUCCUGCACCGGAAUUUCCUGAAAAGUGCACGAGCGAGGAGAACUGUUGCAUGCCGUACCCAUACACGGGUAAACCAGUUAGACAGUUCACCAUCGACCCCAAUCUGCCGCUACGAAUCAGGAGACCGGUGCACAAGCUCAACGAUGACGAGAUCGCGAAGCUGGAGAAAGGCUACCAGUUGCUCAGGUCGCUGUCGGAGUCGGAUCCCCGGUCGCUCUCCAACCAAGCAAAGCUUCACUGUUUGUAUUGCGACAAUGGAAUUUAUUAUCCAGGUAUGAUCUGGCCGCUAGAAAUACAUAACCACUGGUUGUUCCUGCCAUGGCACCGGAUGUUCUUGUACUUUCAUGAGCGGAUUUUGGCCGAGCUCUUGGACGACGACAGCUUCGCACUUCCUUACUGGAAUUGGGACAACCAGUCGGAGGAAGAGGUUGCCAACACCUUGCCUGACAUCUACGCAAGCAAUAGGUCAUCGUCUCUGUGGAACCACAACCGUAACAAAUGCGCGCAGCAGCCGAAUAUUGUGAAUCUGAAUACGGUCGGGGGGUGCACUGAAAAAACGCCAACUGAGCUUCGAAUCGAGAACACACGGCUGAUGUACACGCAGAUAGUGUCGGGAGCGCCAACACCAAGACUUUUCUUUGGACAGGCUUACAGCUAUGGCGAUGGGGGUGGUCAUGGACCCGGAACGUUUGAGGAUAACCCACAUGGCACAGUGCAUCUGUGGGUGGGGGAUCCAGAUGCACCCAAUAAGUUCGACGACAUGGGAAACUUUGGGAGGGCAGCGAGAGAUCCAAUAUUUUACCCGCAUCACGCGAACAUUGACAGGAUUUGGACAAUAUGGAAAACGAUGCCGGGAAAGCAGAGGAUGGAGCCGAACCACACAGAUUUUCUCGACGCAAGCUUCACGUACUAUGAUGAAAAUGCGGAUCGGGUCACUGUGAAAGUGUCGCAGAUCAUCAACACAACACUCCUCAGAUACGAGUACGAGGAAUCGCCGACUGCAUGGAUCACGAAUGGGCAGAAAGCCGGUUACGAGAAUAGCAUCCCUGUUUGCAACCCCAUGAAUCCUUCUCAAACAAACGCCAUGAUCAUCGCCACACCCGAGCUUACGAUCCAAGACAAAUUGGGUGCAGAGCCACUGACCUUCCGAGUUCCCCGUCCCGAAAGGAGCGACGUGGGUGUGGAGGUGCUGGAAAUCGAGGGUAUCAAAGUGGAUGGUAGGUUUCAGAGCCACUGGGAAGCCUACCUCUUCUUCCCCUCCGUCGACAUAAACACGCCAGUGAGCUGUCCAGAGUUCUUCGGCACCUUCAACUUCGUCCCGCACGUUGGGCAGGCGCAGUUCAAUCGCGACCGAGUGUGGAGAGUGGCGGUGAAGGACAAGCUCGUCGCCCUGGGGAAGGACAACUACACCGACAUCAUUGUGACGCUCGUGCAAUUCGGCCCGAAUGUGCAGCCGCUGGGGAUCGGCAAGGCUCGCAUCGUGUACGACGCCAGUCCGGCUACGCUUGAGUGAGGGCGCUCUCCACCACUGUCCUCAUGUCCACUCCACCUCCUCCUCCUCCUCCUCCAUAUCCACCGCCACAACAAGCGUCAGAGUAGCAUUCUUGUAAAGGUUCUAUGGUUAGUAUUAACCUCGCGUACGAGGUUUCGGAAUCUGUGAACCAUUUUUUCCAUAGCCCUCGCUGCAAGUCGUCAUACCAGAACUGUCCCCAAGUGAAAAUUGAGCCGACGAACGUAGAAAUUGUGACGCUGAUGACACCAUCCACAAGGCUUAGGGCUUUACAGGGCAUGAUCGACGUACCGGUCAUGCGAAUAACGGUCUUGUGUAGUGUGAUUGAUCCGUGGAAUUGAAGAUUUGUAUUGAUUUCGUG